Molecule: messenger RNA, 1500 nt
Organism: Ipomoea triloba (trilobed morning glory)
Lineage: Eukaryota; Viridiplantae; Streptophyta; Magnoliopsida; Solanales; Convolvulaceae
Product: transcription factor bHLH30-like
Exons: 3
Coding region: 305-1225 (306 amino acids)
Biological process (GO): regulation of DNA-templated transcription
Molecular function (GO): protein dimerization activity; DNA-binding transcription factor activity
Source: RefSeq, a predicted model, not a curated record
UCAAUCAUAUCCCCUCUAUUUGUUAUAUUAUAGUAGACCCAAAUCAAUAUAUUAACUGGUUUAACUUCUUGUUGUACAGACGCAUAUUGUACGCGUCUUCUACAAUAGAUACGACUGGUUACUUUUGUACUACUCGUGAUUGAAAAUGUCUAUUUUAGAAGCGUUCUUGAUUAAAAACACCACAAAAUGUGCAUUCACCCACAAGUAUACUUUUGAAAUAUCUAAAGAAAAUAAGAAUGUUGGUAGGCUAUAGAGUUCUUGUUUGUGAUUUUGGUAUUGUUAUGAUUGUUUUUGACGUGAUGAUAUGCAACCACAAAGCAGCACAGAUGCAUACACGGGAGGGGCAGGAAUGUCAUCACAAAUAUUUCCAUGGAGUUUCAACCCGGUCCAACAACCCUACAAUCCGGUUCCUUUCCCCAUCAACUCGGGCCGGGAUCACGACCCGUUCCUCCUCCCGCCGGCUCCGUCCCCGUACGGCGGGUUUUUCGGCCGGAGGCAAUCCUUGCCCUUCGCGUACGACGACGCGCCACCGUCGGAGCAUCUCCGGCUGAUCUCCGACACGCUGUUAGGUCAAGUAGUGCACCCCGGUUCGGCUGGGCCGUUUGGGCUCCAAGCCGAGCUGCAGAAGCUGGCGGCUCAAGAAAUAAUGGACGCUAAGGCCCUCGCCGCCUCGAAGAGCCACAGCGAAGCCGAACGGAGAAGAAGAGAGAGAAUCAAUAAUCAUCUUGCUAAGCUUCGCAGCCUUCUUCCCAACACUACAAAAACGGAUAAAGCUUCAUUGCUGGCAGAGGUGAUACAGCAUGUGAAGGAGCUGAAGAGACAGACGUCAGUGAUCGCCGAGACGACGCCGGUGCCGACGGAGACCGACGAGCUCACUGUCGACAACGUCUCCGGCGAGGUGGGCAAUAACAAACUAUUGAUAAGAGCGACGCUGUGCUGCGACGACCGGUCGGACCUCUUGCCUGACCUCAUCAAGACCCUAAAGGGUCUCCGGCUGAAAGCAUUGCGGGCCGAAAUCACCACCCUCGGCGGCCGCAUGAGAAACGUGCUGUUCAUCACCGGCGACGGCGAAUGCGACGGCGACGACGAGCCGUUGCAGUCCAUAAGUUCCGUUGAAGACGCGCUGAGAGCGGUGAUGGAGAGAUCAAACGGCGGAGAAGAUCAGUCAGGGAGUGUGAAGAGACAAAGAACGAAUAAUAUUAACAUAUUUCAACACCACAAAUAAUCUCUUAUUGAUUUCUACUAAUCCCAGUGGGCUAGAUUCAAAAGGAUCAGUUAAUGUCAGUCUUGAGUCUGGUUCGUUCUCAAAGAAAAAAAAUUGAUGAAGGGGUUGUUUGGUUAGUUGCAAUCUCAUCACCACUAAGGAGAUUAUUAUAAGCCAAGUUAGUGGUGAGUGUUUAAUGUUUAAUUUAGAGAAUAUUAGUUAGAAGCUUAUAAGUUUCUUGGUUGUGGGGUUUAUAAUUAUAUAUUGUGGAAUGACAAAAUUUAUUUGUCACUUAA